Molecule: messenger RNA, 3079 nt
Organism: Misgurnus anguillicaudatus (oriental weatherfish)
Lineage: Eukaryota; Metazoa; Chordata; Actinopteri; Cypriniformes; Cobitidae
Source: RefSeq, a predicted model, not a curated record
AUUUUUGUUGCUAUGCCCUCUUUUGACAAUCUACACACCUCCCAAUUAUGACACUUUAACCCACAGACAAGACUUCAGCAAACUCCAGACUAAAAUACAUGUUUGUGCCGUCUUAACUAAAAACAACUUACUCUGACUGAUCUUAAAAUAUUUAUGUGCCAUUGUUUUGUAUCGUACUGCACACCAGUAGACUCAUGAGACAAAUUUAAACUAAAAGAUACUUAAAUGUCAUCAUUAACUAAAGUUUAUUCCUGAGUUAAUCUCUGUCUGUUAAACCAGGCCAUGUCUUUUUAAACAUUAUAGAAGCUUAUGCUUGUUUUAAUGCAUUCAUUUAAAAAUGUGUAUAAUCAAUUAUCUGUAGUUUAAACUUCUAUUUACUUUUUUCUUUUUCAAAUGUAAAUUGUAUGUGUAAAUAUCUCACCACUAGAGGACAAACACUUAUACUGGCUUUAAUGUUGAAUCAGUUUAGUGACACAAAUAAGAUAAAUUUGAUCUGUUAUUCUCUUAUUUCACCACAAAAUUCACUCAUAUUUAUGCAUUUAUGGCAGAGCAUUUCCACAAAGGUUUGGCUACUCGAGACUGUGACUUUCUGUAUGAGACUGACAUCUAGUGGACUUGUUUAUUAUAUGACUGACACACCUGCUUGCACACGUUUCAUAAACACAACCAGGAAAUACUUUGAGUUCAGGAAAACUGAAACUGUUGGGCUGUUGUUUGUUUCUUUCUUUCUGUGAGUACAUACGGUGAAAUGGCAGAAGCCAGUAUUUCAGUGAUCCAGGAUCAGUUCAUCUGUUCAAUCUGUCUGGAUCUACUGAAGGAUCCAGUGACCAUUCCCUGUGGACACAGUUACUGUAUGAGCUGUAUUACAGACUGCUGGGAUCAAGAUGAUCAGAAGAGAGACUACAGCUGCCCUCAAUGCAGACAGACCUUCAAUACAAGACCUGUUUUAUAUAAAAAUGUUGUGUUUGCCCAGAUGGUGGAGAUGCUGAAGAAGACAAAACUCCAGACUGAACCUUCUCUCAGUUAUGCUGAAGCUGGAGAUGUGAAGUGUGACGUCUGUACUGAGAGAAAACACAAAGCUGUCAAGUCCUGUCUGGUGUGUCUGAACUCUUACUGUCAAAAUCAUCUUGAACAACAUGAGAAUUUAUUCAAAGGCAAAAAGCACAACCUGACAGACGCCACUGGACGACUUCAGCAGAUGAUCUGCCCACAACAUGAAAAACUUUUAGAGAUUUACUGUAAAACUGAUCAGAUCUGUAUAUGUUAUCUGUGUAUGGUGGAUGAACACAAUGAACAUAAGACUGUAUCAGCUGCAGCAGAGAGGACUGAGAAACAGAAAGAACUGAAGGAGAAACAGAGAAAAUACCAGCAGAGAAUCCAGGAGAGUCAGAAGAAGCUUCAGGAGCUGAGAGAUGCUGUGGAGACUCAUAAGCGCUCUGCACAGACAGCAGUGGACGACACUGAGAAGAUCUUUACUCAGCUGAUCACAUCCAUUGAGAGAAGACGAUCUGAGGUGAUACAGCUGAUCAGAGAUCAGGAAAAGACUGCAGUGAGUGAAGCUGAAGGACUCUUGAAGCGACUGGAGCAGGAGAUUGAUGAUCUGAGGAGGAGAGACGCUGAGCUGGAGCAGCUUUCACACACAGAUGAUCACAUCUAUUUCCUCCAGAGUUUUCAGUCUCUCUCUGUUCCUCCUGGAUCUUCAGACUCACUCAGCAUCACUGUCAGCUCUCUCAUCUCUUUUGAUGAUGUUAGAAAAUCUGUGUCUCAUCUGAGAGAGAAACUGAAGGAUUUCUGUAGAGAAGAGAUAGAGAAGAUAUUUGAUAAAGUUACUCCUGAACCUGAGACCAGGGAGCAGUUCCUAAAAUAUUAUCAUCACUUCACUGCAGAUCCAAACACAGCAUAUAAAUAUCUCUGUCUGUCUGAGGGGAACAGAGUGAUUACUUUCAAUAACACAGUCCAGUCGUAUCCUGAUCAUUCAGACAGAUUUAAUGUUUAUUUUCAGGUGUUGUGUAGUGAGAGUGUGAGUGGACGCUGUUACUGGGAGGUUGAGUGGAGUGGUGAGGUGUAUAUCUCAGUGUCAUAUAAGAGCAUCAGGAGGAAGGGAGGUUAUGAGUGUUUGUUUGGAUUUAAUGAUCAGUCCUGGAGUUUGAUCUGCUCUGACUCCAGAUGUUCAUUCUUACACAAUAACAUUGAGACUAAACUCCCUGUAGUGUCCAGAUCUUCUAGAAUAGGAGUUUAUGUGAAUCACAGUUCAGGAUCUCUGUCCUUCUACAGCGUCUCUGACACAAUGACCCUCAUCCACAGAGUCAACACCACAUUCACUAAACCUCUCUAUCCUGGGUUUUGGGUUUAUUAUGGAUCAGUGAAACUGUGUAAUAUAACAAUAUAGAUGAUACAGAGAGUCUACAAUCAUAUAUUAUAUUUUGUCAUAUUAGAAGUCUGAACAUGAUGAAUCAACGACAAAGAAAUAAUAAGUCUUUCAUUUUCUAAUCAGCUGAUUGUAAAGUUAUAUUUUAAUAUUUGUAUUUUGUCUUGUCAAACAGAGGUUGCUGUAGUUAUUUACAGUUAAUAUUAUUCAUCUACAGCCAUGUAUUCUUUUAUGUGUACAAACCACUAUAAAUAAUAUGUUAUACAAGCCACUAAUUAUAGUAAAUUGUAAGUAAAGUGACUUCAUUGUUGGUAAGUGUGUCAGACCAUGUAAAAAAUGUGGGUGCUACUAUGGACUCCACAUUGGUUUUGGAUAAGCAGAUUAACAGUGUUGUUAAGGCUGGGUUUUAUCAACUCAAUUAUUUCUAAAUUUGCUCUAUCAAAACACAAGAAUCACGAGAUCUACCAAUGAGAUGAUUUUAUAUGUUUCUAAACAAGGUUAAAAUCAAAGGGUGACAGGUCUUUUUCGGUAGCCACUCCACACUUAUGGAACCCUCUUCCUUUUUACAUUAAAUUAACUCCUUCUGUGGUUUUAAGUUGAGAUUUAAAUCAUAUCUUUUUAGAAUGGCUUUUUAAUUUUGGCUAGAGAGCUCCUCUCUUGUUCUUUUAUUGUUUUUCUUUGUCUAUCUUUUUGUUUAAAUGUCGUCCUGGA